GUAGGCUCAACCAAGAGCGCCGGGCGGUCACCUGGAGCUGUGAGAAGGGGCCGAUCGCUCGUGGGACCCACGCGCUUCAGCGGGCGGAGGUGGGAGAGGAAAGCAGACGCGAGGGGUCCCCGUGUUGGUUGGUGCUCAGCCGCCCGCGUUGCGCCUCUCUGCGGCAGAGGAUGCGGGAGCGCAUCUGGACGAAGCUGCUGCUGCUGCUGCUGCUGCUGCUGCUACCGCCGCCACUGUGGGGCGGCCCCCAGGACAGCCGGCGCCAGGAGCCCCAGCCCGAGCCCCAGCCCGAGCGCGGGCCCCUGCAGCCCUACGAUCUGCUCUACGCCAGCGGCAUAGCCGCCUAUUACAGCGGAGAUUUCCAACGAGCGGUGCGCGACUUGGAAGCGGCGCUGCGCAGCCACCGGCGACUGCGGGAGAUCCGCGCGCGCUGUGCCCGGCAUUGUGCGGCGCGCCGCCCGCUCGUGCCCCCCGGGGCCGGGCCCGGGCCCGGGGCUGAGCUACCUUUCUUCCGUGCCCUGUUAGAGCGGGCUCGCUGCUACCGCAGCUGUGAGCACCAACGCCUGGGAGGACCCGAGUCCCGACACCGCGUCAGCGAGGACGUGCGCAGCGACUUCCAGCGCCGAGUGCCCUACAACUACCUGCAGCGGGCCUACAUCAAGCUUAACCAGUUGGAAAAGGCAGUGGAAGCCGCCCAUACAUUUUUCAUGGCCAACCCUGAACACAUGGAAAUUCAGCAGAACAUUGAGAAUUACCGAACAAUGGCUGGAGUGGAAGACUUCCAGUUGGUAGAUCGAGAAGCCAAACCACACCUUGAGAGCUACAGUGCAGGAGUGAAACAUUAUGAGGCUGAUGACUUUGAAGUGGCUAUCAAGUACUUUGAACAGGCAUUAAGAGAAUAUUUCAGUGAAGAUGUGGAAUGUCGAACUCUCUGUGAGGGACCUCAGAGAUUUGAGGAGUAUGACUACUUACGGUAUAAAGCUGGUCUGUAUGAAGCCAUUGCAGAUCACUACAUGCAGGUGCUGGUGUGUCAGCAUGAAUGUGUGAGGGAACUUGCCACUCGCCCUGGCCGCCUCUCACCAAUUGAGAACUUUCUUCCCCUGCAUUAUGAUUACCUACAGUUCGCCUACUACAGAGUUGGUGAAUACGUGAAGGCCUUGGAGUGUGCCAAGGCCUAUCUUCUGUUCCACCCGGACGAUGAGGAUGUGCUCGAUAAUGUGGACUACUAUGAGAGUCUGCUGGAUGAGAACAUCGACCCGGCAUCCAUCGAGGCCAGAGAGGAUUUGGUGAUGUUUGUGAAACGUCAUAAAUUGGAAUCUGAACUGAUAAAGUCAGCUGCAGAAGGUCUGGGAUUUUUAUAUACAGAACCAAAUUAUUGGAUCAGCUAUGGAGGACGACAGGAUGAAAAUCGGAUUCCUUCAGGAGUGAACAUAGAGGAGGCAGAAGUGCAUGGUUUGUCAAUGAGGAAAAAGUCACCAAAUAUAGUUCGAGACCUGAGAGAAGGUGGGCCUUUGCUGUUUGAGAACAUCACCUUUGUUUACAACUCAGAGCAACUGAACGGGACGCAGCGGGUUCUUCUGGAUAAUGUCCUGUCUGAAGAACAGUGCCGGGAGCUGCACAGUGUGGCCAGUGGAAUCAUGCUUGUCGGUGACGGCUAUCGAGGGAAAACAUCACCUCACACACCCAACGAAAAGUUUGAAGGGGCAACGGUCCUGAAAGCACUCCGAUUUGGUUAUGAAGGCCGAGUGCCUCUGAAGAGCGCCCGUCUGUUUUAUGACAUCAGUGAAAAGGCUAGAAAGAUCGUGGAAUCCUAUUUCAUGCUGAAUUCCACCCUGUAUUUCUCCUAUACACACAUGGUCUGCCGAACAGCCCUGUCCGGCCAGCAGGACAGGAGAAAUGACCUCAGCCAUCCCAUCCAUGCUGAUAACUGCCUGUUGGACCCAGAAGCCAAUGAGUGCUGGAAGGAGCCUCCGGCAUACACUUUCCGCGACUAUAGCGCGCUCCUAUAUAUGAACGAUGACUUUGAAGGAGGAGAAUUCAUAUUCACCGAAAUGGAUGCUAAGACUGUGACAGCCUCAAUAAAACCCAAGUGUGGGCGCAUGAUCAGCUUCUCGUCAGGAGGAGAGAACCCGCACGGAGUGAAGGCCGUCACCAAAGGCCAGAGAUGCGCCGUGGCUCUGUGGUUUACCCUGGACCCAUUGUACAGAGAGCUGGAGCGAAUACAGGCAGAUGAAGUGAUCGCCAUCCUGGACCGGGAACAGCAAGGGAAGCAUGAACUGAAUAUCAACCCCAGAGAUGAGCUAUAAA
Molecule: messenger RNA, 2307 nt
Organism: Dipodomys spectabilis (banner-tailed kangaroo rat)
Lineage: Eukaryota; Metazoa; Chordata; Mammalia; Rodentia; Heteromyidae
Gene: P3h2
Product: prolyl 3-hydroxylase 2
Exons: 15
Coding region: 171-2306 (711 amino acids)
Biological process (GO): collagen metabolic process
Cellular component (GO): endoplasmic reticulum
Molecular function (GO): iron ion binding; procollagen-proline 3-dioxygenase activity; protein binding
Source: RefSeq, a predicted model, not a curated record